This is a messenger RNA of Carya illinoinensis, 1639 nucleotides long. Its product is annotated as bifunctional phosphatase IMPL2, chloroplastic. The record is from RefSeq and is a predicted model, not a curated record. The transcript is spliced from 9 exons. Gene Ontology annotation, molecular function: histidinol-phosphatase activity. Gene Ontology annotation, biological process: L-histidine biosynthetic process. Lineage: Eukaryota; Viridiplantae; Streptophyta; Magnoliopsida; Fagales; Juglandaceae. The coding region runs from base 116 to 1150 and encodes 344 amino acids.
UGGAGAACCGUAGAGUUCAGUGCUCACUUCUCUCACUCUACGAGUCUUUAGCCUCCACCGUCGCCCAUCUCUCUGUCUCUCUGUCUGUAUUGAAAACCUUGUGUUCGCGGUAGUAAUGGUCACUCAGUCCUGCCUCGUCUCCCAAACCCCUUCAUUCCUCUCCUUCUUUCCCAAAACUCCCAUUCCUACUCCCACUCGCACCUCAUUCUCAUUCUCAUUCUCAUUCUCAUUCAACAAAGCCCCCAACCUUCGUUUCCCAAUCUCUCUCUGUCGCCCAACAGCAAUGGCCUCCAAAUCCAACCUCUCCAAUGACGUCCCCGACGGCCUUCAACAACUAGACUUUCUAGAUUCCGAACUCGAUCGCUUUGCUGAGGUCGCCAACAAGGUCGCCGACGCCGCCGGAGAAGUCAUUCGGAAGUACUUCCGGAAUAAAUUCGAGAUUCUUGACAAGGAGGAUCUGAGUCCUGUAACCAUUGCAGAUCAAGCAGCAGAGGAAUCUAUGGUUACAAUUAUACUUGAGAAUUUUCCUUCUCAUGCAAUUUAUGGAGAGGAGAAUGGAUGGAGGUGCAAAGAGAAGUUUGCAGACUAUGUUUGGGUUUUAGAUCCAAUAGAUGGAACAAAGAGUUUCAUCACUGGAAAACCCUUGUUUGGUACCCUAAUUGCACUCCUAUACAGGGGUAAACCAAUUCUUGGCAUAAUCGAUCAGCCUAUUCUGAGAGAAAGAUGGAUUGGGAGAAGUGGAAGGAAAACAACACUAAAUGGACAAGAAGUGUCUACUCGCACUUGUGCAGAACUGUCACAAGCCUACUUGUACACUACAAGUCCACAUCUCUUUGGUGGGGAUGCAGAAGCAGCAUUUGUUCGUGUUAGAAACAAGGUAAAAGUGCCAUUAUAUGGCUGUGACUGCUAUGCUUAUGCUCUUUUGGCUUCUGGUUUUGUGGAUCUAGUUGUUGAGUCUGGUUUAAAGCCGUAUGAUUUCCUUUCGUUGAUACCUGUGAUAGAAGGUGCGGGGGGUGUUAUAACCGAUUGGAAAGGAAACCAGCUUCACUGGGAGGCAUCUCCAGAUUCACCUGCAACAAGUUUUAACGUAGUGGCAGCUGGGGACAAACAGAUUCACCAACAAGCUGUAGAUUCAUUACAAUGGCAGUGAAGAUUAAGUUGAACUGGAAUAUGUAAAAGCCAAUGCCAUUCCCGGAGUCCUAUCUUUGGGUUUAGAUAUCUCGAAUAGAAUGUAGAACAGUAGAAGGACCAAUAGGAUUAAAAAAAUAAACGACAAAGAGAUCUCUUAGGAGGAACUGCAUUUUUCAUUGUCUUUUAAAGUCUGUGCGUAUCUUGAAAAGCAAUUGCAAUGGCAAUUGUCAGAUUAUACCAUAUGUAGAAUUUCAUAAGCCAUAUUCUCCUCCCACCAUAACUAUUUUGGGGCACGUGUCCCAAUCUCAACAGGAUACACAGGACACGUGUCUCAAUCUCAACAGGUCCACCAAGCCAAAUCCUCAUUACUAACCUGCCUUCUGGUUCUCAACUUGUCGUAAAAACUGUUGGACAAGAUUUGGAACCCACGGUUAAGUGCCCUUCAGGGAAGGGCGGGUUGUGUAUAGAUACAAUGAUAGACUAAUAAAAGCAAAUGUUUUUUCAUGGA